CCACGACGGCUUCUCACUGUAGACACACAGAGCAACGGUACAACGCUCAUCGAACUCGACACUAAUCAUGGGCCCAUAACUUAUGCCUGUUUAUCUCAUAGUUGGGGCUCACAUCAGCCGCUGACUACCACUACCGCAACUCUACAACAAAGAAAGGACAGAAUUGAAUGGCAUGAGCUACCAAAAACGUUUCAAGAGGCUCUGUAUCUGUGCAACCAAUUAGGAAUAGCAUAUCUGUGGAUUGACUCGCUCUGCAUCAUCCAAGACGAUGCAGAUGAUUGGACAUAUGAAGCAUCAAAGAUGGCCGAGGUUUACAGUAACUCUUACAUCACUAUAGCCGCCUCAGCAUCUAGAAAUGAUACGGAAGGUUGCUUUAGAAGCGUAUACAGGAUUAUCGAAGGCAAAUGGACUAUGGCAGGCUCAUGGCCUCUAAUGCAGCGCGCUUGGGCAUUCCAAGAAAGGCUUCUAUCACCACGAGUCCUCCACCUCGGCCCCUCUGAACUUGUCUGGGAAUGCCAAGAACACACUCGAUGCGAAUGCUCCGAGAAGGACUCACAGUUCGAUUCGCCGCAUCUCAUUCGAAAGAGCGAGUGGUGCAAUGGUCUAAGACAUCAUUCUCAGAAGACUGCUUCAGAACUCUGGCAGAAGAUCGUCAAAGAGUAUUCUUGCCGGCGUCUCACGUUUCAGAGAGAUGUAUUUCCAGCACUUUCCGGUAUUGCCAAGCAGUUACAUCAAAGCUUCGAAGGAACAUCAGAAAACCCAGGUACAUACUUGGCUGGUCUGUGGAGAAACGAUUUGAUGCAGCAGCUCAUGUGGUUCACAACUACUGCAAACUGCGUUUCAAAACCAGUCGGCCUAAGAGAGCUGCCAGCCCCGUCCUGGUCGUGGGCUGCUGCUGAGGGC
Paraphaeosphaeria sporulosa is the source of this 903-nucleotide messenger RNA. RefSeq names its product HET-domain-containing protein. The transcript is spliced from 2 exons. The annotation marks the transcript as partial. The record is from RefSeq and is a predicted model, not a curated record. NCBI's taxonomy places the organism in Eukaryota, Fungi, Ascomycota, Dothideomycetes, Pleosporales, Didymosphaeriaceae.